Molecule: messenger RNA, 2548 nt
Organism: Temnothorax curvispinosus
Lineage: Eukaryota; Metazoa; Arthropoda; Insecta; Hymenoptera; Formicidae
Gene: dmrt99B
Product: activating signal cointegrator 1 complex subunit 2 homolog
Exons: 4
Molecular function (GO): protein binding
Source: RefSeq, a predicted model, not a curated record
CAUUCCAAGAAGAGAGCAUUCCUGUUCCAUUUCAGGCUUGAAGCGACCUAGGAUCUCUGAGAACACGACAAUCUUGUCAACCAGCGAUCCAAGCAACGAGGACGAUCGUGAUUCCGAUUCCGGUGGCGAAUUGCGAGCCGAUCGUUCACUAGUGGUGUCGACGGCGUCGGGAAUACCGGAAUCUGAAACGACGACGAGAAAGCGCACUAAUAGCCUCAACGAUUCCGAGGAGGGCAGUCCAGAACCGGGCUCGCAAAGUCCGACGCACACUCCGCCGCUGACACCCGCCUUAACACCGCAAAGAGAGGACACUCCGGCGCCGGAAAACCUCAGCCUACGGAAGAGUGGUAGUCCUCCGCAGACGCAACAGACUUUGCAACCGGUGGAUCUGGUUCAACCUAGGCCUAGCCCCCCACUACCCCCAUUAGCUGCCGCGACAACGGUGCACUUCCCUCCUUAUGCGCCUCUGUACGGGCCGACGGUCGGCGCUAGCUCGCUAGCGUAUUGCUCGCCGGCACUCUAUCAGCACCAGCACCAUCACCACAUGCCCGAGCCGCGGGAGAUUCAGAUGCAGAUGCAAAUGCAGAAUAUCCAGCAAACUUGCGGGCUGCAGUUGCAGCAACAGCAACAGCAGCAGCAGCAACAACAACAACGCUCACCGGUGGACGUUCUGUUGCGUGUGUUUCCUGGAAGACGUCGCGCCGAUGUCGAAGCUCUUCUCCAUCGUUGCAAAGGCGACGUGGUAUCCGCCAUGGAGGUGCUGAUCUGCGAGGAUAGUCUGCAGCCCAAGUCGGCGUUCUCGCCGCUGGCGGGCGCCCUGGCAUCGGCCGCCGUGGCGUCCGCCGCGUCCGUCUCCGCCGCGGCUUACGCGAGCCGCGCCGCGUACUGCACCACCCCGAUACCGUCGACGCGGCACCGAUUCCUGGCCGCGCCUUACACCGGUACCGGUUACCUGCCCACCGUCAUCAAACCACCCAACCAGAGUCUGCAUGCCAAUGGUACUGGCGACGCCUAUCGGGAGACCAGCCCCGACGAUGCCAGCGAUAAGACCAGUUACUCCGAGUGACCUGACGAAAAUUAUGCCGUCGCCUGGUCGUAUUCCUCGAUAGUCCCCUAAUGGACUAUUUCGUUCGUGCAUCCUUCGCUCGCGCCGAAUAAUAGGUGCGCAAAGUGAAAUUAUUCUUGAGGCGUGAUUAGCUGUUCAAAGCUGUUCGAAACUAUAUCCAAGAAUUAUUAGAAAUUCUAACCGAGGAUGCAACAGUGCAACGUCAUUAAACUUUGAACAAGAUCGAUCGCUCGAUCGAAAAUUAUAUACCGUGUGGUAUAAUCGACAAUCUCUCUACCGAGAAACCAAUUUUUUGAUCACCGGUUACUCAAUGUAAUCCUUCAUUAGCGUAUCACAUCUCUUGAGAAUCUCCUCGUUGAUGACUUUGAAUCUUCUGAGAGUGUUAUUUACACAAUUUGGUUUCGAAAUACGCGCAGAUUAAGCGAAAUCUUUUAACGAAGAUACCCUGAUAAAUAUAUCCACCGAGCGAGAAAGAUCCUUUCUCAAUUUUCUUAUUUGUUUCUAAAUUAUCUUUAGACUGGAUGUGGCGGAUAAAUUUAAUAACUAUGAAGCUAUUCUUAUCAAUACAAGUACAAUUUCGAUGAUUAACGAGAUAUGCCAUGGAAAAGAUCUGUUCUGAAAAGGAAACUGCUCCAUUCCACAAGAAACUGAUAAAAUAUUAUCCUAAAAAGAGAGAGAUUCUAUGAAAGAGUCGAAUCUACUUGUUAUCGGCAUCUGUAGGCAGGUUGAAAACCUAAUGACGUAAUGAAGCUCUGUUCCACUAGACAAUAAAGGGGUAAAAAUUGUUAUCUCCAAAGGAAGACGUUGAGAGUGUCUCGAUAAUGCCAAAAUAUUGAAGCUUGAGAGUAUCUGACAAUCCGAGAGUAUCUGGUUUUAAUAUUUAUACAAUUGUGUGCAUCUCUCGUGCGAAAGCUGAGACACGAACGCUUAAUCAAAUGUCUGCGUUAAUUAUCUGCCGACUUUAAAUCGUGAAUGAUGAAUUUCGCUGUGUGACACAACACUUCGUACAAAAGUACGAAGAGAGAAAGAUAAGAAGCGCCAAAAGAUAAUUCAAUUCACGGCUGAUACGUUUUCAGAAUAUACUUUAUACAUGUGUAGAUAAAAACUAUAUAGAUAGAUACGUGUGUAGGUAACAAGUUUGACGAGUAUAUCGGCCAGACAAGAAGAAGGUGAAUCUGUAAAUACGAUGCUAUAUAGCUAAUGACAUUAAUCUCGAAAUUUUUGCCGGACUAUAUUAAACGUGUUAGACGCGCGUACACACACGUGUGUAUAUACAUAUAUAUGUGUACACACACAGUCGCACGCACGCAUGCGCGCGCGCGCGCACACACACACACACACACACAAACACACACACACACAACAAAUAUUGCCUGUAAGUAUAACGCCUGCAAAAUAUCUAGAUUGGCCGCUAUUAGCGACUGGAAACAUCACCUACCGUAGUUACCAAAUAAUAUAUUACUCGAAGAAAAGUGUAUAGAU